Molecule: messenger RNA, 873 nt
Organism: Penicillium olsonii
Lineage: Eukaryota; Fungi; Ascomycota; Eurotiomycetes; Eurotiales; Aspergillaceae
Source: the annotation of a GenBank genome assembly
AUGGUUGAUAGGAUCCAACUGGGUAUUGGCUGUCAUGCUUAUAUCGAUGGUGUAGAAACACCAUAUGGGUAUCAACCCUCGCUAGGCGCAGGUAUCGCCUACUGCACACUCUUCGGUCUUUCGAUGAUUCUUCACACGGUCCAGUUUUCCUGGAAACGAACAUGGUGGGCUAGUGUGUUCAGUGUCGGAUGCUUGGUCGAGGUAAUCGGCUGGGCUGGUCGUACUUGGUCAUCCAAAUGCCCUUACAACUCAACGGCAUUCCUCAUGCAGAUUUCCACUCUCAUCAUCGGUAUCUACGUCCUUCUGGGUCGAUUCAUUCAACUCCUCGGCCGUGAAUCAUCCUUCCUCAAACCCAGUCUUUACCUCUGGAUUUUUUGCACCUGCGAUGUCAUCUCCCUUGUCGUACAAGCCAUUGGCGGCGGCAUGGCCUCCGGUGAGGCAAACAAGGUCGGCGGAGACACAGCAACAGGUACACAUAUCAUGGUUGCUGGAAUCGUUUUUCAGAUGUUCUCAAUUACCAUCUUCAUGGUCUGUGCCAUCGACUUCAUCCGUCGUGUUAUGCGUCGUCGACUCUUGCAGACGGUCACCGGCUCCGUCGUCCCACUCUUCGCCGCUAUGAUUCUUUCCAUCAUCUGCAUUUAUAUUCGAUCGAUUUACCGAACCAUCGAGCUGUCGCAGGGCUGGUCCGGAUAUCUCAUUACCCACGAGUCUUACUUCAUCGCGCUGGAUGGAGCUAUGAUGAUUGUCUCGGUGGCUAUCUUCAACGUGCUCCAUCCGGGUUGGUUGCUGCCAAAGGAAAAGGCUAGUUCCAUGAAACGUGGACAUUCGGCUGAUGGCCUGGAGAUGAACCAGGGUCCUCCGCUUCAAUGGUAA